AUGGCAGCUGUCGCUACCCCUCGCGCGCCGACGCCGCGACCGAACCCCCCCGCGACAGUAAGCUUCUUGAACGACCCGGCCGCGGCCGUCCCUACGCCUUUGGCUCCCCCCGGUGCCGACCGAACCCGCCCUCCGCUUCAGACCAAUCCUUCCGCUCGCCGAUCUGCCCGGACUACAUCUACAGACUAUCUGUCCGAUAAAGCGACCGCCGCCUUCAUCCGCCGUGUCCUUUGCUCCAAGCAUCUAGCCGAAAGGGGGAGGGCAACCCCGUCCCCGAUCGAAGAACUGCUCCCACCCCUGACCAGUCGCAACGAUGUCGAUCUACAGCUAUACGCACUCAUCUCCGUCAUUCUGAGGGAAUACGUACAGGUGUGGUACAGCAAAAUCACUCCCGAUGACACCUUUGUAGACGAAAUCGUCCAAAUAAUCGCCCACUGCACGAGGGGCCUUGAGCAGAGACUACGCAAGGUCGACCUUGAAAGCCUGUUGUUUGACGAGCUGCCAGAUUUACUGGACAGGCAUAUACUCGCCUACCGCGCGGCGCAUGAUCCUGUGUCUAGGCCGCCGACGGAGAUAGACCCACGAGAAGUGUAUCACUCGCUGUGUCCUUUGGCUCCUUUGACGCCCAUACCCCGCUCCGAAGACCCCUCAUCUGUUGCGAGCCAGCAAGAGAACGAGACGCUAUAUCGGCAGCUGCUGGUGCAGGGCGUCCUGGCUGUUCUCCUACCGACUGAAGACCUUGAAAACGACUGCCUCACCUCCCUGGUCGGCCAAAUAUUCUCCGAGCUCAUUAUUGGCAACGUUCUCGCCAAUCGUCUUUCACAACCAUGGCUCAUUUACGAAUGUCUUAUAAUCCUCACCAGAGUCCUCGACAGGAAAGCAUCAGAGCCUAUCGAAGAGGGAGUGGCAGAGGCGUUGCAGGCCGGGUCAACAUCCGCGCUCCCCAGGCCGGCUCGCCGUAGUUGGUCCAUCCAGGGGGCAUUCUGGUCGCUCGUGCAAUGGUCAUUCCUCGCUUUCACAACAAUUCGCUUCCUCAUCAUCACUCUCGCAAUGUCUUCAUCCCUGCCUCCGAGGUCAGAGAACGACGUGAGUGAAAAGGACCAAGUGACUGGUCAAAUAUCGGAUUCGAAGACGCCGGAACCCACAGCUAGCUCGAACGAGGUGCGGCCUGUCAGAACGCCUAUCGCCGCCUUCAAGCUGUGGAGCUGCAUAGCUGACUUGCUGGAAAUGGACUCUCGCAUGCCUUGGUUGAGCGGGAUGAUGUCGCUUUUGCAACUCGGGGCAAUGAGAGGCCCAGGACGUGUUGCUGGUCUCAAUGGAGCUAUGGACAGGCCCUCGCGGGGCUGCGCUUCCAUCCACCAGCAAGCCUCAUUUACGCGCCCAAGUCCAACAAAGAGCAUCACUUUGCAGGGGGUCAUUUCCAUCACUGUCAUCUCCUUUGCCCAGCGCACGCCUACGGAAAUACGACGCUUGGUCAGCCACGGGAAGCUGCUCAUUUCGCACACCAUUCACCAACGCCUCCUCAACGCCGCAUACUUGCCAACAGUCCUCCGCUCCAUCCGCGCCGCCCUCUUCCCCAACAACGCCCCCGGCGUCUCGACCCUGGUAGCCCCCUCAUCUGACGAGGAGUUGCGUGCCCUACGCCGCAGGUGCGCUAGCGCCAUGCUGGCUAGAAUCCCGCCCUGGUUGGCUGGUCUGUAUCUAGGCGGGCAAGGCCUUGGCUUCCGGUGGCGGUCCGGACCGGUGUCGAAGCCUGAUGCUGAUGAUGCUGCUGCUGCGUAUACGAACGAGAGCGAGGCCAAUGUUCCUGGCAGGGAUGGAGGCAGCAACGGUGACGAGAGCGUGGCUACUACUGAUGACGAGACUGAUGACAUGGGUAAUGGCAGAAAAGAGGAUGAAGAUGAAGAUGAGCAGCGAAUGCUGUCCGAAAUCGAAGAGGGCAUACUGGAUAUCUUUUCGGACGAUUAUUGCAACAAGCAUCUCAUGUACAGCAUGCUGGAGCUGAUUCUGGUGAGGUUAAUGCCCGAGCUAGCGGAGAAGGGCGUCGUUGAGCUCUGGGAGGAGCGUCUGAGCCUGUGA
Messenger RNA from Colletotrichum orchidophilum, 2079 nucleotides. RefSeq names its product PXA domain-containing protein. Gene Ontology annotation, molecular function: phosphatidylinositol binding. The coding region runs from base 1 to 2079 and encodes 692 amino acids. Gene Ontology annotation, biological process: early endosome to late endosome transport; protein targeting to lysosome; endosome to lysosome transport. The record is from RefSeq and is a predicted model, not a curated record. Gene Ontology annotation, cellular component: extrinsic component of endosome membrane; early endosome; late endosome. Lineage: Eukaryota; Fungi; Ascomycota; Sordariomycetes; Glomerellales; Glomerellaceae. The transcript has 4 exons.